AAUUUAAAAUUUUUAUUAUUUCUAACCUCAAAAGUGAAAUGAUUCAAAAAUUCUAGUGUUUUAUUUAAUUGUGUUAAAACGAUACUGUGAUAAAAAUGAAGAAGAGAACUUUUGCAGUUAUAUUUUUGAUGUUAGGCGUUGUCAGUUGUGAUGUUCAAAACAGCGAAGUUAGUAAACCAAGUGUUUUCCCAUCUAUAAAGAAGUAUCCAACCUUCUUAGAUGUCUUGAAUGAAGAUUUGUUGAGUCAAGAAUGGGAUGAUAAUGAGAAAUCUUGUCACGAUCAAAUUUUAAAAAUUUUAACAAAUGUUCAAAAUUCAACGCUAUGGGCAACUUGGAUAUGGGACAGUGUUCAGUUACCUUCUGGUCAGUUCUACGGUGCACAUAACCAUUUUGGUAACUUCGAUCAAUGCUUACGCAGAGUCUGGACUGACGAUCCAAUGCCUACGCAGUAUUGUCUUGUUGACCUCAAACUUGCUGAAUCUGACAAAUUAAUGAGCACAAUACACCCUUAUGAUAAAUCUGAAAGUUAUUUUCACUUAAGAAAUGAAUAUGGUUCAACGUUCAACAUCAUGUCGUGGGGUUUAUGUAUGCCGGCGGUGUGCCAAACUGAAUCCAUACGUAAAUUCGUACGUACUUUGUAUGGGUACAGCCACAUAAGUACUAUUAAUCCUCAUCCUGAUAUCAUAUCUUUAUACUGUCAGUUUGCACGGACACCGCAAGGAAAUAUCACUGGAUUGUACACAUUGUUAUUGUCUGCAGUGGUGUUGGUCAUAAUAGCGUCGACUUGUACGUUCAUGACAAUCAAGUACAAAGACUCUAAAACAAAUCGUAUCGUUAUGAAGAUAGUCAGCGCAUUCGACCUUAGAAAGAACGCAAGCGACCUUAUGUCAGUAAGCAAAGACGAGAUCAAAGUGAUGCAUGGAGUUAGAUUUCUCACUGCAUUUAUGGUGGUUACCCUUCAUGUCAUGUUUAUAAACAUCAUGGCUACCGCUGGCAAUGGAUUGGAUAUGAAUGACGACUUCAAGCGCUAUGCUGGAUUCUUGUCACACUCUAGUGUUGUGGUAGACACGUACUUUAUGAUGUCAGGACUGUUGCUGAUGAGGAGCUUCAAGCCGGAGACUGGUAGACUGAUCAGUCCUAUCAAACUGAUAAUUAAAAGAUAUUUCAGAUUAAUUUGGGUGUUCAUAGUAAUGAUUCUUGUUGUUGUAACCGCUACACCUUAUUUGUACGGUGGUCCUCUGUGGUCUAAAUACGCUCGAGUCGAACAGGAGGCGUGCGAGAAGAAUUGGUGGUUGGGUCUUCUCAUGGUGGGGAAUUACAUUGACCCGGAAAAUAUUUGUAUGCAAAUAACAUGGUACAUACCAGCGGACUACCAUAUGGCAGUCGCCUGUACGUUGAUGUACUGGUUAUACCAGAAGAACAAACGCAGCGGCCUCUGUCUGUUCGGUGUGGUGACCAUCGCCUCAGUUUUGUUGCCCGGAGUGUACACGUACUACCAUAAAUUAAGUGCUAUUACUAUAUUUGAUGUUGAAACAAUUACAAACAGUCGUAAAGAUAUAACCGAUUCUCCGAUAUAUGGCUUAAGUCACUUCCGAGCUGCACCGUACUUUGUGGGACUGAUCGCUGGAUAUAUUCUGUCAAUUUACAAACCGGCUAACUACAGGAAUGUUAUAUCAACGGCAUUGUGGUUGUAUCUAGUAUAGCCAGUUUGUACAUGACUUUAUUUAUAGAAGCACCACUAAACAAUUUGGUCGGACUUGUAAUAAAGACGAAACCAUCCGUUACCAAAAACAAAGAAAAAAGUGACACAACACUAGCCAAAAGUGAAUCGUUCAAGGAAAAUAUUUCAGUUGACGAAGUUAGAUUCGUCGCAAUGAAUGAUGAAUCUCAAAAAGAUAUUAGAAAAGCAAAUGGUAUUGACAAUAAUGCUUAUAUAAAAGAAGCAAAUGAAGAAAGAAAAAAAGAAGACGCAUGGAGACAAGAUUUUUAAAUAAUAAAGAGGACAAAAUAUAUCGUUAAUAAAGAUAACAGUUCAAUGA
Molecule: messenger RNA, 2039 nt
Organism: Papilio xuthus (Asian swallowtail)
Lineage: Eukaryota; Metazoa; Arthropoda; Insecta; Lepidoptera; Papilionidae
Product: nose resistant to fluoxetine protein 6-like
Molecular function (GO): acyltransferase activity, transferring groups other than amino-acyl groups
Source: RefSeq, a predicted model, not a curated record